AUGUCCGGGGCGUAUCGCAUCGAGGUCUCGCCGAACAAUCGCGCUGGAUGCAAGAAUUCUGAGUGCAAGAAAGAGGGUAUCAAAAUCCAAAAGGGCCAGCUGCGUUUUGGCACGUUCAUCACUACUCCGGACUGGCAAAGCUGGGCUUGGAAACACUGGGGUUGCGUGACCCCCAGAGUAAUCUCCAACCUCAAAGAGGGCAUUGAAGGAGACCCGAGCCAGCUCGAUGGCUACGAUGAACUUCCGGAUGAUUUCCAAGAAAAAGUCGUAAAGGCUUUAGAACAGGGCCAUAUCGAUGAUGAAGACUGGGGCUGGGACAUUGAAAUGAACCGCGAAGGAAAGAAUGGAUACUUUACGCUUGAGAGUAAGCGACGGUUGAAGGCAGAAGCUCAAGCCUUGAAAGAAGAGAAUGCCGGAGAAGAAAGUGCGAGCCCCAGCACGACUCAUGACAAGAAGCGCGGCCAUGUCAACCAUGACCCGGAUGCGGAAGGCUCAGCAGAGGCUGAGCCGCCGGCGAAAAAGACCAAGGCUAGGACCAAGAAAGAACCGAAAAUCAAGAACGAGGAUGCUGACGGCGGGUCUGAGAAUGAAGGUUCGACAACUAAGAAAACCAAACCUAGGAUCAAGAAAGAACCGAAAAUCAAGAACGAGGAUGCUGACGGCGGGUCUGAGAAUGAAGGUUCGACAACUAAGAAAACCAAGCCUAGGAUCAAGAAAGAACCGAAAAUCAAGAACGAGGAUGCUGACGGCGGGUCUGAGAAUGAAGGUUCGACAACUAAGAAAACCAAACCUAGGAUCAAGAAAGAACCGAAGACCAAGAACGAGGAUGCUGAGACCAGAUCUGAGAAAGAAGGGCCGGCGGAUAAGAAGACUAAAGCUGCCGUCAAGAAGGGCAAAAACGCUAACGAUGACAAGGCCGAUGGAGACUUCAAGCUAGAUGACCAGUCAGUCAAGAAGGGUGGCAAACAAGCCAAGAAGGCCACAGCUGGAGACGAGGCCGCUUUGCACAUCAAGAACGAGAAUAGCGAUCAUGAUACUCUUCCUCCUCACAUAGCGAAGAAGACACGAGCUCCACGCAAAGCCGCAACAGCCAAGAAGAUCAAGGACGAGGACACCGAGACUGAUGAUCUUGAUCCAGCUUCUGAGCUUGAGACCCCUCUUGGUAACGUCAAGCUAGAGCACACACCAGAGCUCGAAGUUGAAGCAAACGAAGACGCCCCAAAGCUUCAGAAAGGCCGCAAGAAAGCACCCAAGAAGGCAGUCCAUGGAUCGAGAGAGGAGACUAACAAAGAAGUCAAAGCCAAGGUCGGAAUGCUAGCCGUCUUAUUGAUUGGUGGACAAGCUGACGAUGUACACAGGCGACGCCGGCUGCCCCCCGAUCCAAUGGAAGAGUAA
Molecule: messenger RNA, 1395 nt
Organism: Letharia lupina
Lineage: Eukaryota; Fungi; Ascomycota; Lecanoromycetes; Lecanorales; Parmeliaceae
Exons: 5
Coding region: 1-1395 (464 amino acids)
Molecular function (GO): DNA binding; zinc ion binding
Source: RefSeq, a predicted model, not a curated record